AUGAAUUACUCUCGGUUCAUCACCACUGUGAGUGCAGCAAGAAAAGCAUCUCCGAUAAGACUUCUGAGUGAGUCUUUUCCUUUUACUCUAGCUGAAUUGAUGCAGAAGUCUCCUCCGUCCCUCAUAUCGCUGGCUGGAGGGGCACCAAACCCUAACGUUUUUCCAUUUAAGAGGGCGACUGUUGCCAUUGGACAUGGAACUGCUGUUGAGAUCGGGGAAGAUCUGAUGAGGAGAGCUCUCCAGUACUCCGCCUCAGCAGGGAUUCCAGAGCUGUUGUCUUGGCUAAAGGAUUUCCAGCGGAAUCUACAUAAUCCCCCCACAGCCAGCUACAGUCCUGAGCAAGGACAAAUGGAAGUGUGUGUCACAACCGGCAGCCAGGAAGGCUUGUGUAAAGUGUUCGAAAUGCUCAUUAAUCCUGGGGACAACAUCCUUUUGGAUGCACCCACAUACUCUGGGACACUAGCAGCUCUGAGACCCUUGGGUUGUAACAUAAUUAAUGUUCCUAGUGACCAACAUGGCAUUAUUCCAAAAGCUCUAAAAGAAAUUCUGUCUGCUUGGAGCCCAGAAGAUGUAAAAAAUCGUAGCCGCCACCUCCCCAAAUUCCUGUACACUAUUCCAAAUGGGUGCAACCCAACUGGAAACUCUCUGACCACAGAGCGCAAGAAGGAGAUUUACCAGCUUGCAAGAAAAUAUGAUUUCCUCAUAAUAGAAGAUGAUCCUUACUACUUUCUUCAGUUUGAAAAGCCAUGGGCUCCAACUUUCCUCUCAAUGGAUGUGGAUGGCCGAGUUAUCAGGACUGACUCUUUCUCCAAAAUUCUCUCAUCGGGGUUAAGAAUAGGUUUUCUGACAGGUCCCAAGCCGCUCAUUGACAGAGUUAUUCUACACAUUCAGGUUUCAACAAUGCACACCAGCACUUUCACACAGAUUAUGAUAUCACAGCUGCUUCAGCAAUGGGGAGAAAAAGGUUUCUUGGAGCAUAUAGACAGAGUGGUGAAGUUCUACAGGACCCAGCGGGAUGCAAUGCUCGUUGCUGCUGACAGGUGGUUAAAAGACCUGGCAGAAUGGUACCCUCCUGCUGCUGGCAUGUUCCUAUGGAUCAAAAUUAAGGGUAUUUCUGACACACAGCAGCUGAUCAUGGAAAAAGCUUUGCAGAAAGAAGUGUUACUGGUUCCUGGAGGAGCAUUCAAUAUCGAUAGUUCAGAGCCUAGUUCUUACGUCAGAGCCUCCUUCUCUCUGUCUUCUCCGGCCCAGAUGGAUCUGGCCUUCAAGAGACUGGCUGGCCUUAUAAGAGAAGCUUUGUGA
Cariama cristata (Red-legged seriema) is the source of this 1302-nucleotide messenger RNA. It is a transcript of the gene AADAT, whose product is annotated as aminoadipate aminotransferase. NCBI's taxonomy places the organism in Eukaryota, Metazoa, Chordata, Aves, Cariamiformes, Cariamidae. The record is from RefSeq and is a predicted model, not a curated record. The transcript has 13 exons. Gene Ontology annotation, biological process: biosynthetic process. Gene Ontology annotation, molecular function: pyridoxal phosphate binding; L-kynurenine:2-oxoglutarate transaminase activity. Bases 1 to 1302 code for a protein of 433 amino acids.